Molecule: messenger RNA, 1514 nt
Organism: Chlamydomonas reinhardtii
Lineage: Eukaryota; Viridiplantae; Chlorophyta; Chlorophyceae; Chlamydomonadales; Chlamydomonadaceae
Exons: 9
Coding region: 111-833 (240 amino acids)
Biological process (GO): IMP salvage; purine ribonucleoside salvage; hypoxanthine metabolic process
Molecular function (GO): magnesium ion binding; hypoxanthine phosphoribosyltransferase activity
Source: RefSeq, a predicted model, not a curated record
CAGGCGCAUUGAAAAGGUCACCAGCCACGAAAGCACCUGCGUGUCGGUGCAACUGUCGCGGCAUCGGCCAAGUUCUUUCGCGGACUGCGCAUCCAGGUCACGGAGUCCAUAUGGAGCUAUCGCACGUCCGGGGGAACUUGAGUCGCACGGGGUUGCUGCAGGCGCGGCGCGGGGCUCAGCCACGCCGGUUGGUACCGCCGGCGCGCAGCCUGAGCCAACCCGUCCCGCCGACCUCGCAGCCACCCCACUCGCGGCCGCACCCGCACCCGCGCCCCCUGCCCCUUCACCCGGAGAUAAGCAAGGUUAUUUUCUCGGCGGAGCAGAUUGACGCGCGUGUGGCGGAGCUGGGCAGGCUCAUUGGCACCGACUACUCGGACCGCGAGCUGCUGGUGCUGGGCGUGCUGAAGGGCGCGUUUGCGUUCACCAGCGACCUGGUCCGUCACAUUUACCCCUACCCGCCCCAUCUGGAGGUCGACUUCUUCAAGGCCUCGUCCUACGGCUCCGGCACGGUCUCCAGCGGGCGUGUGCAGCUGGACAGCGGUUUCAAGCUGGAGAGCGUGCGUGGGAAACACGUGCUCCUGGUCGAGGAUAUCAUUGAUACGGGAAACACGCUGUCAGCCCUGGUGGCAGUGAUGGAGGGCGCGGGCGCGGCCAGCGUGCGGGUGUGUGCCUUGCUGGACAAGAAGGCGCGGCGACGCGUGCCCAUGGAGGCCGAGUACACGGGGUUCGAGUGUCCCGACGAGUUCAUUGUGGGGUACGGCAUCGACUACGCCGAGAAGUACCGCAACCUGCCGUACAUUGGCGCCGUGAAGGACGAGUUCAUAAAGAAGUAGAUCACAGCGCAGCACGGCACCGGACAACUGGCGUGGGGGUGAGGGGGGGAGCUGAUGGGGACCGUUGGGGACCCACAGGCGGACAAGGAGUCAAGGACCAUCGCCCCCUUGGUGUCUUGUCUUGGCCGCUUGGAAGGCGCUGGUGGCCAGGCGUGUGCCUGUGGGUGCUGCAUGUGGGUUGUAAAGGUGCAGUGUGUCAGUGUGUGCCACAUGCGCGCUGGUGCGGCUGUGCUGUGCAUGCUCGUGCUGCGGCUGUGGCUGCCGGAGCCGGGGUUCGGCUGGUGUGGCUGGUCACAGGUGGUGAUCAUGGGAGGUGGUGAUAAUGGAGGUAAAUAGUCAGCGUGUGGGUGAGCACUGGGGAAGGUUGUGUGGUGGUGAGCAGGGGCAAGCAAGCGCGUGACGAGCAGAGGACUUGUCUUGCUACUACUUCGGCGACCGUACUGCUGUAUGGUUGCGUGCUCACUAGUAGGCUAGGAACGGCAGUCUAAUGAGGGACCACCGCAAGCCAACCGAACGGAUUUGUAUAGCAGCGGGUGCAAGGUUUCCUGCCCCUUGCCAUGUUCCAUCACGAGCGGGUGCAAGGUGGUCAGGUUGCGAUAUGUCAACAUGCGACAUCCCAACGUCAGAUAAUGCGUUUCCUCGCGCGUCGCGCGUAGGCACGGCGUGACAGGGUACAGUGUG